Messenger RNA from Colletotrichum karsti, 792 nucleotides. Its product is annotated as C6 zinc finger domain protein. Gene Ontology annotation, biological process: positive regulation of transcription by RNA polymerase II. The record is from RefSeq and is a predicted model, not a curated record. The transcript is spliced from 2 exons. Gene Ontology annotation, cellular component: nucleus. The coding region runs from base 1 to 792 and encodes 263 amino acids. Gene Ontology annotation, molecular function: DNA-binding transcription factor activity, RNA polymerase II-specific; zinc ion binding; transcription cis-regulatory region binding. NCBI's taxonomy places the organism in Eukaryota, Fungi, Ascomycota, Sordariomycetes, Glomerellales, Glomerellaceae.
AUGACAGAGAUGUCGAAACAGCCGCUCAUCACUGACUCGACGCCGAUGGAAACAUCCCAGGCCGCUGCCGGCGGCGGUCGCGGUCGGAAGAAGUCCUGUUGGGAGUGCCAACGCCGGGGGAAGGUAUGCGACUCGGCCCGGCCCGUCUGCUCCAACUGCAAACUCAACAGCAUCGUAUGUCCGGGUUAUGAGAACAUCAGGCCGUUGACAUGGGUAGCCCCCAACAUGGUGACUACGAAACCUUGGAGGAGCAAAAGGUCGCCAGCGAACAAGUCCGACGCCGCCAAGAAGAGGGGGAAAGAGGCAGACAAGAAAGGCGGUGACAAGCAAGAAGCCGUCCAACAAGCCUCUUCUGAGAAUCGCAUUGUUCACAUCUUCCCUCAACAGGAACUACGGACGGAGACAUGUGAUAUCGGCGAGGCCUCGCACUACUUGCUGACAGAAGUCUACUUCGCAGGGAAUGAGUUCGUCUGGCCGUACUUUCACUCAAACCAACUCAGCAAAAGCCCUUGGGUUGUACCCAUAUCUAAUAUCAACAACAUGAAACCGUACCGGCGACACGGGCUGGUCGCCAUGGCCAUUGAGCACCGCAUGUCGCGUCUAUCGCCGACACGGGAUGAUCCUUACGCAGCAGAAGUCAGAGCCAGGGGUUAUCACCACCGUUUCACAGCAAUUCAGGCACUUAACAAGGAGAUCGAGAACGAGAACACGCGGUCUGCAGAUGCCACACUGGCUGGCGUGAUUGUCUUCCUUUUCGGUGAUGUACGACAGCGUCUUCUGGCUUCCGAAUGA